GAAAGGAAUUAAAACACAAUAUUUAAAGGGCAAGCAAGUGUUGUAUAUUUAGGGAUUCAAGAUCAAAAUGACUGAAAUUAUUAAAGAACUCCCGCUGGUGCGAGCGAAAGCCACGGCUAUACAUGGUCAUGCUAGUGUAGGUCCUGAAGUAGGUCCUGGAUCGUAUGAUAUUGAUUAUAAAAUUCCUUCUAACACAGCAUAUGCCCCCUUUGGUAUGACAUCAGAACGUUCGCCACUGCUUUUUAGUAAUACAAAGACACCUGGGCCAGGUGCGUAUGAUAUUACUUCAUCUUUAGUGUCGCAUAAAAAUGGUUUAACGGCUUGUCCCUUUCUUUCUACUUCGGUAAGAUUCCCCUUUUUGAAUGAGAGUGAUUUUCCGGGUCCAGGGGCCUAUGAACUAGUUGAUAAGUGGCCAACAAAGAAGCGUUGUCGAGCUUUCAUGUUCUCAGUUGGAAAAGACGAUGGUUGUGCCCCACCAGAAGUGGAUGUUGGUCCUGGCUUAAAUCAAUCGAGUGAGUUUCCACCCCCACGGAAAGCGAAUCCUCGUACUGUGAACUUCGAUCGGUACAGUGGCCGCGAUUACGCGCAAGAGUCUUCAACACCUGGUCCUGGCAGCUACGGGCUUAAUUCGAAGGUUCGCACACUAUAUGACACAAAGCCAUCGUCUAUGUUCGUAUCCACAACUGCCAGGUCGCAGCCUCAUAUAACUAAAGUUCCUGGUCCUGGUACAUAUGAAAUCACUUCGGGCUUUGUCAAGUCAAAACCAAGAGAGCACUUUAGUUCCACGGCUCCACGGUUUCCUAACGACACAAAUGGCGAAACCCCAGGCCCAGGCCACUACACUGGCGAUAUUGCUCCUCGUCGCUCUCGACCCCUUAAAAUAUCGCAAACAUUUCCCCUUUCUUCCACUGCAUACCGCUUUAUGGAUAAUUCAAAUCCCUCCACACAGGUGUCUGAAUUUUAUGACGCCACACCACUACCAAAGAAAUUUCACUUUGGAGGUGAAUCUCCCUUUGGGUCCACGGUUCCACGUUUCCACCAACUUACCUCUAUGCAUGUGCACGAAGUUAGUGAUCGUGAUACCUCGCCUCCCAGAAGGCCUCUCAGGUUUCCACAUCGAGUUGUACGAACUCAGAAUUCCUUAGAUCACGAUUCCAAACCACGUAUGCAACCCAUGACUCAGCAUAAACCAUUUUAUGAUAUCAAAUAUGACUGGACAAAACCUAGUACUUUAAAAAGCACUUUUGGGGAUUCCACAAGGAAUGAUAAUAUUCCAAGAAAUAAUAAAGUUCCUGGGCCUGGAAGCUAUAAUUUAGAACCGCAUCCUCGCCUAGGGAACUCUUGUUGGGGCAAAGAUGUUCGCUUUAUCCAAAAUAUCGCUAAUUAUACACCAGGUGCAGGAGCGUAUCAUCACGAAUCAACAUUCUUAAAGAAAUCCCACAACCAAACGACUGCAUUGCAUACAACGUGGUAGAAUGCGUGCCCACUCUGAUUUCUUAAUUCUAUCUGUCUUUUCAUCCUAAGAAUGUGUUUGAAAGGCUUUGUUAUGUAAAUAUUCAGUGCGUUUUUCCAGCAUUUAUCGGUCUUUUCAUCUCCGACUUCCCCAUUUAAGAAUUUUUAUGUAACAAAGAAGGUUGACCUAA
Molecule: messenger RNA, 1643 nt
Organism: Phytomonas sp. EM1
Lineage: Eukaryota; Euglenozoa; Kinetoplastea; Trypanosomatida; Trypanosomatidae
Source: the annotation of a GenBank genome assembly